Molecule: messenger RNA, 3480 nt
Organism: Perca fluviatilis (European perch)
Lineage: Eukaryota; Metazoa; Chordata; Actinopteri; Perciformes; Percidae
Gene: znf217
Product: zinc finger protein 217
Exons: 6
Coding region: 487-3414 (975 amino acids)
Biological process (GO): regulation of DNA-templated transcription
Cellular component (GO): nucleus
Molecular function (GO): DNA-binding transcription factor activity, RNA polymerase II-specific; RNA polymerase II cis-regulatory region sequence-specific DNA binding
Source: RefSeq, a predicted model, not a curated record
UUGAUCGUUGGAGAGAGCGCGCGUCAGAAUUCAACAGCUGCACUGUGAGGACUCGCCAAGUAGAACAAAUAUGAUUCACAUCCAAACAAUUGAAUAGGUGAGCUGGCCCACCGGCAGCGAAACGCGUUUUGCGUGUGAAAUGAAGAAGCAACUCACCCAGUCUGCUUCGCUCUCUACUGAACUCAGUCGCUCGUAGUAUCGGUGUCAUUAAUAAUCCGGAAAUUCACAGUUGGUAAGGUAUUGUUUGGUGAGUUUCUAGCUACUGUUUGGUCGAAGUCGAGACAACAGGAAAAGUGUUGAGUUUGCUAACGCUAAGUGUCGUUGGAAUGCGUUGGAGUUCGUGUGUUUAACGUUAGCGUAUCGUUAAGUUACGUUACUUUAUCGGGGGUUAAGUUCUGAAACUGGCGUUAAAGAAAUCAAUGAGCGACAACGUUCCUAAUAAUCUGGACAGGGUGUACAGCGUCGUUGUUCCACCUUCAGAGGACAAUGCCGACUCACUCGCUGCCACCGUUUGUGGAGAGCCCGGAUGGACUUGCCCAAGAUAUUCUUAUUAGUAACAACGCAAGCAUCCCAGGACCCGGCUCUAGCAUGACACCACACGCCAGCUACUCAGAAAAGGCUGUGUUGCAAUCCGAAGGAAGCGUACCGCUGUCUUGCAUGUUCUGUGAUCAGAAUUUCACUCAUCAGGACGAGCUAGGGCCCCACGUGUUAACGCAGCACCCCACCACUUUCUCUGAGCCAGCGGUGCUUAGGGUCGAAGCGGAAUUCCGGAUCCCAGGAGAGCGACCCCGGCCCAAACCCAGCAGCCUCCCUAUCGAAAAAGAGGAGGUCACCAGCUGUAUUGUGUGUGGGCAGGUGUCGCAGGAUGCGUGUGAGCUGGAGACCCACAUGAGGAAGCACAAGGACUACUUUACCUACUGCUGCAAUGUCUGCGGACGGCGGUUUAGAGAGCCGUGGUUCCUAAAGAACCACAUGAAGAUGCAUGUGAAACCGGGAGCAAAGAGCAAGGCCCAGCAAGACCUGGAGACCCCCGUCACAGUCAAUGGUAUUGUCCAAGACCCGGCUUCAGAACCUGUAGUCACGGUUUACAAAAUGUGCAUGGUUUGUGGGUUUUUCUUCCCCGACCAUGACAGUUUGGCUGAACAUAGUAAAGUACACAAUCGAGAGGUGGAGCCCGGCAAAGAUAAAGACGAGGAGAAAAUUGAAGGCACUGCUGAAUCUCUUGCCAAACAGGAAACGUUUCUUCACAGUCUAAACCUCACACCUCGCUCCUCGGGAGAAAGUUUGCAACGUGAGAGAUCGUCAAAAUGGAUUCCCCAGCUGGAUCCCUUCAACACGUAUCAGGCGUGGCAACUUGCUACGAAGGGCAAGAUAGCAGUUGGUCCUAAUAAUAUAAAAGAUAUUGGCCAGGAAGCCAGCACAGACAAUGAGGAAUGUGGCUCCGAUAAGGAGGAGCUGAAUAAUAUUUGGUCUGAGGGCCAGGGAGACAAAGCUACAAAAGAGGUCCUUGGGAGAGAGCUCCGGUCCCAGCCGCAGACUGUAGCGGAGAACGCAGCGCCGCAGCGGCGGUCUCUGAUGCAAAAGAACAAGGACAAAGAAAGGCCAACCACCUGCGAGGAAUGUCAGAGAACCUUCAGGACCUACCACCAGUUAGUUCUCCACUCCAGGGUCCACAAGCGUGAGAGAGGCGGCGAAGAGAGUCCAACCAACUUUGUUGAUGGGAAGUUGUCGAGUGCAGGCUCACUUGAGCACGCAGAGGAAGGCUGCGAGGAGGGCUUCGAGGAAGCAGCAAUGGCAGAAAACCUGGGACCAGGUGAAGAUGGUUUUGAUCGCUCAAAAGUCCGCUCAAAAGGAUGCAGUUACUGUGGCAAAUCCUUCCGAUCGAGCUAUUACCUCACAGUUCAUCUGAGGACUCACACAGGUGAAAAACCGUUCAAGUGUGCUUACUGCGACUACGCUGCGGCCCAGAAGACGUCGCUGAAAUAUCACCUGGAACGGCGCCACAAGGACAAACCUUACGUGGACAUUCCCAGCAGACCCGUGCCUUUAGCGCCCUCUCCCAGCGAUACAAAACGCGGAAAUGACAAUGAAAAUCCCGCUCCGAAUAGAUCCAAACUCUGGGUCACUGUGGCCAGACCGCGCACCACCGGAACGCCAGAGGACCGAUUUGAUAGCCUAGGUAGCAAGCAUGACAAACCACUCGUCCAGACGAAUGCGGAGUAUGAGAAGUUAAUUGCUAACUCCGCCCCCUCCCCGACUGACGACGUGGUAGUAAAGUGCCCCGUGCCCAUUAACCUGAAGAUGGAAAGGGAGGCGAUAAAAGACGAGAACUCUGAGGCCCCAUUAAAUCUGUCCUUAAAAGUGUCUCUCUCCAUCCCUGCUACUGCAGAACCCAGAAACGCAUUAAUUCCGAUUGGCUGUCCGUUUUGUGCAUAUAAAACCAUGUACCCAGAGGUUCUGACGAUACACAAAAAGCUCAUUCAUAAAGACAAGUCGGACAGCAUGAAAAAGAAUGGAUUCGGCAGUUUAAAACAGAAACGUUUUACCGGUUGCCCCCCUGCGCUCGAAGGGAAAGAUGUCCCCCCACUUCCAACGAUUGACCGGCGCCACCCUCGUCGGACCAAGUCCCCACCCCCUCAACCCGCAAAGCCACAAGAGAAGACUCCGAUUAACCCACCUAAUGCGCCACAGCGCUCCCCUGUCCACACGCCCGUACACGACGUGGUCCAGGAGACCCAGCGUUGCACAAUUAACGUCGACGCGCACCCCAGUCAGGAGUCGUCCAGGUACACGGAGCUCAUGAGGAAGUCCAAGUAUGCCACGGAGCGACCCGCCCCCCCCGACAGAGUGGGAAUCGGGGAGAGGAGUUACCCAGUGAGAAGCGGCGUCAUUUGGCACUCGGACGCGGCCAGGCUGUGCCUGUCGAGCAGGUUCGGGAGCCUCGGCCAGAUGGAUUUCGGUGAACCCUCCAGCAAGAGAUUGAAGUACAUGCUACCUCCAGCCAGGGAGGCGGACACCGGGGAGAAGCCUGGCUUUAGAGGACCAGCGGGGAAUGUGUCCAGCAGGCUGCUUCUCUCAGGGAGAAGUGUGAAAGCCCCGUCGCAAAUGUCGGGUCCGUCCGCAGGUUCUGAGACCUUGGGCUCUUUGAAGACUACGUCUGCAGCUAUUGGAGGAGGCUUGGACACCGAGUGGAGCAUGAUGAACCUCCUGCGCUCCUACACACCCAAUGACCUGGCGUCUCUCUAUCACAGCACGGCAGCCAACCCCAGUCACGGAGGACUGGCCAACCCCAGAGCAGGGGGCAGAACUGUGCUGUACCAACACCUACCCACUCUGCACAACCUUCAGAGGAGAGACCCCUCGGGCCCUUUCCCUAAUCCUCAACGCUACGGGACCACUGACAAAAGCACCUAAAGUGGCAUCAAGAUUUGAACUGUACGUCUCCCUUAUUUUGGAGUAGUUCUUGGAAAGGUGUCUGGG